AUGGCAAGCUCUUUAUUAGAAAAGGAUAAUAUUGGUAAAAACGUCAAUAUGAGUGGAAAUAGCCCCAGUUUAAAGAAAAAGAGUAAAAGAAGACAAAGUUCAUCAUUAAAGUUAAACGAUAAUGAGCUGAAAAAACAAGAAAUUUUUAAAGAAGAAUGUUACCCAGUGAAAAGUGCCAUGAUGAGUAGUGAUGAGGAAGAUAUUACUGAAGAACAGCUAAGAGAAGAUGAAAUAGAGCUAGAAAAUUUUGACUAUUUUAAGGUCUUUAAAAUCCCUCUUAUGCUAUUUAUCCUCUCAUUCAUUAGUGUAUUAUUUGUGAGCAUAUUUGGAGAAGAAUAUAUAAGAAAUGAGAAAACAAACGGAAUAUAUAUGAUUGAUGCGAAUUAUGGGUCUUAUAUUUGGAAUUUUUCAGGAUUUUCUGCAGAAAAACAGAUAGACAAAGUGAGAAUUGAAGAUAUUCAGGUUGCUAUUCAAAUGCUAUUAAUGUAUGUUGAUAAUAACCUCAAUCAAACAAAGCUUGCAUUAGGUGGAUUAGAAUCGAGGCUAAGUAAAAGUAUUGCAGAGAGCAGAGAUACCUUAAAAGAUUUAAGUAACCAAAUAGAUGAAGUAGAACGGGAAUUUUCCUAUAGAACGGACUAUUUGGAGAAAAUGAUUUCCGAAUCCAGGCUUAAAAAUAUAUGA
Molecule: messenger RNA, 681 nt
Organism: Cryptosporidium ubiquitum
Lineage: Eukaryota; Apicomplexa; Conoidasida; Eucoccidiorida; Cryptosporidiidae
Exons: 2
Coding region: 1-681 (226 amino acids)
Source: RefSeq, a predicted model, not a curated record